GACACGACCACCACAUCGCGCCCAUCAAACCACAUCACUUCGACCGCCACAUCCCAUCAUCACGCGCCGACAUCUCGCACCAACAUCACGAUAAUUGCGCGACCUUCCACCCCGAUCAAGACACUUGCUCACUAGCUGUCUAACACGUAACCGCGCCUUCAUCGCCGACCCGCCAACCUCAUCUCAGUCACCCACAACAACCCACAACAACCGCCACAAACAUGUCCGGCAAGCUCGCGCAAUCUCUCGACACAAUCAUGUCCGAAAACAAGACUGGAAAUGGAGGAAAGCGCCGCGGCGGUCGCGCUCCGCGCAAAGCCGCUGUCAAGGCUACUGCCGUCAUCGUCGGAGGCGUCCAGAAGACUCGAGGCGGCAAGAACACCACCAAAGCUGUCGCCGCGGCUCCCCUAACUGGCGAAACCAAGAUCUCGGUGUCCAAUCUGCCUGAGGACGUGAGCGAAAUGCUUAUCAAAGAGUAUUUUAGCUCGACGGUGGCCCCGGUCAAGAAGGUCGUUCUCAACUAUGGUCCUACCGGAAGAUCGCGCGGCUCUGCGGUUGUUUCGUUCAAUUCGGCCAACGCUGGCGCAAAGGCCGUCGCCCUGGAUGGCACGAAGGUGGAUGGCAGACCGCUUCGCAUCGAGAUCCUCGUCUCCGCGAAAGCUGUGCCAAACGUGGCGCCCAAGUCUCUCCAAGACAGAGUGUCCAAGCCGAAGAAUGCCGCGAAGCCCAAUGGAAAGGAGACUGCCGGUGCGAAGGAUGCCGCCGCUGGAGCGGGCAAGGGAGGUCGCGCCGGGAAGAAGACAGGACGUGUCAACAAGCCGAAGAAGACGGCGGAAGAGCUCGAUGCGGAGAUGCAGGAUUACUUUGGAGGAGACAGCAAUGGUGCUGCGACCAACGGCACUGCUCAACCCGCUGCUACAGCCGCGACCAACGGCGAUACUGGCAUGGUCGAUGAGGUGUUGUAA
This is a messenger RNA of Zymoseptoria tritici IPO323, 965 nucleotides long. RefSeq lists its product as uncharacterized. Gene Ontology annotation, biological process: mRNA export from nucleus. The record is from RefSeq and is a predicted model, not a curated record. The coding region runs from base 222 to 965 and encodes 247 amino acids. Gene Ontology annotation, cellular component: nucleus. Gene Ontology annotation, molecular function: mRNA binding. The transcript is spliced from 3 exons. Lineage: Eukaryota; Fungi; Ascomycota; Dothideomycetes; Mycosphaerellales; Mycosphaerellaceae.